GCCGCAGCCAAUGGAGCUGCGGAGCGCACUAUAAAGUCAGAGCUCAUUCUCUGUUUUGGGGACAUCAGGAGAGUAAACUCGGACCAUAAGUCAACUGAACUAUUCAUGCAAUUUUGAGAAGUACUCCCGGGAUCACUUCACUGCUCCUCUCCCCUCAGAUUGUGAAGAAGCCAGGGGGGAAAAAAAAAAGAGUCGUCAUUAUGGUGCUAAUGAUACUGCCAUUCAUUGGAUCGGUGUCGGUAUCCGAGAGUUUGGUGGCUAUGACAACGCUGUGUCUGGUCUACCUGAUUCUCAAGUCGUUCCACACUGUGAUUCCUGAAGGGCUCCGUCGGCUCCCUGGACCAAAUCCCUUGCCUAUCAUCGGAAAUGUGCUGGAGGUGGGCAGCAAACCCUACCUGAGUCUCACUGCCAUGAGCAAGCGAUAUGGCCAUGUCUUCCAGAUCCAGAUCGGCAUGCGUCCCGUGGUUGUGCUGAGUGGCAGUGACAUGGUACGACAGGCUCUCAUCAAGCAAGGGGAGGAGUUUGCAGGCAGACCUGACCUGUACAGCUUCCGCUUCAUCAACGAUGGCAAGAGUCUGGCCUUCAGCACAGACCAGGCCGGCGUGUGGCGUGCCCGAAGAAAGCUGGCCUACAGUGCCCUCCGCUCCUUCUCCACGCUGGAGGGCACAACUCCAGAGUACUCCUGCGUUCUGGAGGAACACGUCUGCAAAGAGGGAGAGUAUCUGAUCAGACAGCUCAACACUGUCAUGAAGGCCGACGGCAGCUUCGACCCCUUCCGCUACAUUGUUGUGUCUGUGGCUAACGUGAUCUGUGGAAUGUGCUUUGGUCGACGCUACGACCACAACGACGAGGAGCUGCUCAGCUUGGUGAACCUCAGUGAUGAGUUUGGCCAGGUGGUGGGCAGCGGCAACCCUGCAGACUUCAUUCCCGUUCUUCAAUUCCUGCCCAGCACAACAAUGAAGAAGUUUGUGAGCAUCAAUGCCCGCUUCAACAAUUUUGUGCAAAAGAUCGUCACCGAGCACUAUUCCACCUUUGACAAGGACAACAUCCGCGACAUCACAGACUCCCUCAUUGAUCACUGUGAGGACAGGAAGCUGGAUGAGAACUCCAAUAUCCAGAUGUCAGAUGAGAAGAUUGUAGGAAUUGUCAAUGACCUGUUCGGUGCUGGUUUCGACACCAUCUCCACUGCCCUGUCAUGGUCGGUGAUGUACUUAGUGGCUUACCCAGAGAUACAGGAGAGGCUUUAUCAAGAACUAAAGGACAAGGUGGGCCUGGAUCGCUCUCCUCUUCUCUCUGAUAAACCCAACUUACCAUUCCUGGAGGCCUUCAUCCUGGAGAUCUUUCGCCACUCUUCAUUCCUGCCCUUCACUAUUCCACACUGCACCUCUAAAGACACAUCUCUGAAUGGCUACUUCAUUCCAAAGGACACAUGUGUCUUCAUCAAUCAGUGGCAGAUCAACCAUGAUCCUGAGCUGUGGAAAGAUCCAUCUUUGUUCAACCCAGACCGGUUCCUGAGUUCUGAUGGCACCGAGCUCAACAAGAUUGAAGGGGAGAAGGUGAUGGCUUUUGGCAUGGGAAAGCGGCGCUGCAUUGGCGAGGUCAUUGCACGGAAUGAAGUCUACCUCUUCUUGGCAAUCAUUAUCCAGAAGCUGCACUUCAACACGAGGCCGGGGGAGCCGCUGGACAUGACACCGGAAUACGGUCUCACAAUGAAGCACAAACGCUGCCACCUGAGAGCCAUGAUGCGAGCGAGGAAUGAGCAGUGAAGUUGAUCACCGUGUACAAUAUAUGACUCAGCGGGUGGUAUAAAUUGACUUUAGCAUUGUAAAGGUCACAGUCAGAUUGAGAGUCAGUGGAAGAAGGAUCUCCCUCUGAAUGUAAGGCACUGGGUGCCAGAUUUGAAAUUCAGAGCUCAUGGCAAUGAAGCGAAUAAGUGAAAUGUGCUUGUUGCAGAGUGGCAGAGAUGUCUGUCAUGCUUUUGGUUUUCUAAGAGAUGUUCCUGCACAUGGUGGAUGCUUCUCAGUGAAGUAAAAGGAGAAACAUGGUUCUUCUGCUGUUUUAUCCGGCAAUCUAGACUGCUCCCAUUCAGAAGUUGUAAAACUCACAGUUUUUCUUUUCAACUUUGGGACAAACAAUGUUUUUCCUGGAUAGGCAUUAACAUUUAGGCCGAUGCAACCUAUUUUUUCUGUGACACAAAACAUACCUUAUGAUACCAUUUAUUCUCAUAAGCUAAUAUAUAUAUUUUUAUUCCAUUAAAACUGUGCCACUGACGAUAUAUUUGUAUCCCAGAAUGUGAUUUUGUGUGUAUAUCAAGUUUUUGUAUCAUGCCUAGCGUUUGUACAUAUUUGAGGUGACAUCUUCUGUGCAUCCGUAUAAUUCAUCAGGACACCAAAAGAGUUCCAGUGAUUUUUUUUGGACCAUAUAAGUAAGCUACACAGUUUUGUAUUUCUAUCUCUAAUGUAUUGAUGAUUGUAUGUAAUGUGAGGACAUGUGAUAAAGCUUCCUUUAUUCAGCCACACAAAUAAAAAAUAAAAAUAAAAGUUUUUAAUGAUCA
Messenger RNA from Scophthalmus maximus (turbot), 2554 nucleotides. RefSeq names its product cytochrome P450 1A1 (gene cyp1a). NCBI's taxonomy places the organism in Eukaryota, Metazoa, Chordata, Actinopteri, Pleuronectiformes, Scophthalmidae. The transcript is spliced from 7 exons. Gene Ontology annotation, biological process: progesterone metabolic process; hormone biosynthetic process. Gene Ontology annotation, molecular function: oxidoreductase activity, acting on paired donors, with incorporation or reduction of molecular oxygen, reduced flavin or flavoprotein as one donor, and incorporation of one atom of oxygen; steroid 17-alpha-monooxygenase activity; iron ion binding. The coding region runs from base 201 to 1766 and encodes 521 amino acids. The record is from RefSeq and is a predicted model, not a curated record.